Messenger RNA from Papaver somniferum (opium poppy), 1167 nucleotides. Its product is annotated as E3 ubiquitin-protein ligase RNF6-like. Gene Ontology annotation, molecular function: ubiquitin protein ligase activity. NCBI's taxonomy places the organism in Eukaryota, Viridiplantae, Streptophyta, Magnoliopsida, Ranunculales, Papaveraceae. Bases 1 to 1167 code for a protein of 388 amino acids. The transcript has a single exon. The record is from RefSeq and is a predicted model, not a curated record.
AUGGAGAACGAUCAUGAAGGCGCACAGCCUAAUCAACCUUCUAGUCCUACAUCGCAACAAAACCGUCGGCGAAGGGAAGAACCGGAUUCAAACCAGUCAAAUCAACGUCGUCGGAUAGAUGAUACAUCUGCAACAGACGACGACAACAACAGUUCUAGGUCCAGUCGACAGCAUGGGAAUCUUCCGAGGUCAAUCCUGCAAUUUAUUUUCCAGGCACUUAAUAAUAGGCAACCUUCUAGUCCUACAUCACAACAACUUCGUCGGCAAAGGGAAGAACAUGAUUCAAACCAGUCAGAUCAACGUCGUCGGAUAGAUGAUACAUCUGCAACAGACGACAACAACAACAGUUCCAGGUCAAGUUCUAGUAGACAGGGUGAGAAUCUUGCGAGAAUCCUGCCAUUACUUCUCCAGACCCUUCUUAAUACGCAUCCGGAUCCGGAGGAGGAUGCGUUACACGACAAUGUUAAUGAUGGUGAUGAGACGGUGGAAGAACAUAGUUUAGUUUCUGACGAAGGAUUGAAUUCCAAUAUCCAAGACGAUCAAAAUCAACAAGAACCGGGUUCAAACCAGUCAAAUCAACGUCGUCGGAUUGAUGAUACAUAUGCAACAGACGACGACAACAACAGUUCUAAUCGACAUGAUGUGAAUCUUGCGAGGUCAUUCCUGCAAUUAUUUCUCCCGGCCCUUUUUAAUAGGCAGCUGGAGGAGGAGGCAUUACACGACAGUGUUAAUGAUGGUGAUGAGACGGUGGAAGAAGAUAGUUUAGUUUCUGAUGAAGGACUGAAUUCCAAUAUCGAAGACCAUCAAAAUCAACAAGGGGCUUCCAUAAUACUUGUGUUGCGUAGAGGCGUGGUAAUAGCUGCGGCAGUGGAAGAAAGGAUUGGCAUGGUACAAAGAGGGUUAUCAAAAGAAACUAUCUCGAGUCAUCUGAAAACAAGAGUUCACACAACAUCUACAGACUCGAUGGAGGAGGAGACUGAAAUUUGCACCAUAUGUCUGGAUGGAUAUGAGAACAAGGGUAAGAUUGCCACUCUUGAUUGCAAACAUGAAUACCACGAAGACUGCAUAACCCAAUGGUUGGUACGGAAGAACGUUUGCCCUAUUUGCAAAAGACAAGGUCUAGCCAUGGGAGAAAGCAAAAAAGAAGAAGAAGUGAACGAAUGCUAG